AUGACUACCUUUGGACUUAUCUCAUUCGACCGUGCUGCGGCCACCUACGAUCCCAUCAAGCAUCAGCUCAACAUCAGUGUCGAAGGCCGUGCACCGCAUGGGACACAUGGAAUUGAGCUUGUACCUGUCGUGUGGAUGGGCGGCCUGAAGUAUGAGUUAGACGGGUGGACACCAAGAUAUCCCGUCGAGCACAUGCCCUACAUCUUCGAGGAAUCAUUCAAGAUCCCCAACCUGGCCAUUGCUGCUCCUGCGAAUGAAAUCAUCAUUGUUUCACUCAACCACCCAGACGGGCUUCGGGUGAAGGUUCAUUGGCUUGGCUGGGGAGGCAGCCAGCUUCCCAAGUCGAUUGGCAAUGGGAAUGGAACUCCAUUUCCCAAGCACCAUCAUGAAGCAGAGGUCAUGCAUAAGCCUCCCAACGCGGACACCAUAAUCGCGCUGUACAAACAACCCUUCACCGUGAAGGAACCAAUCUCACCAUCGGGCCGCGGCUUCGCGAAGGUGCUCUUCGACCAAAAUGCGCUAUUCAUGGUCAAUUCCUCGAUCGAAGACGGGAUCAUCACCUGGACGCUCAACUCGCUGAACACGGGAAAAACCCAGGUGAUCGUAGAGCGCUUCGCCGGCGAAGGGCUCGGGCUCAUCCGCAAGGUCUACGACGUCGACGUGGUCGUCCUGGACAACGUCCUGGCCCAACACCACCACAAAUCGCAUUCCGAAACAGACGAAGUUGGCAGCACAGCAGCCAAGCCGCACGACGGCGCGAUCCUCGACUUCCUCGGGCGCGUCUUCAUCGCCGUCCGCAUCGUCCGCGACAUCGUGCCGGAGGCGCAGCUGCUCUGGGUCAAGGCGUCACUGCCGCACGGGAUGCCGUACCCGGUCAGGGAUCCGAACAUGCUGUCGCACCUGGACUGCCGGUUCUCGACGCCGUCGGGCUCGGCGUCGAUCCAGUCGCGCGGGUGGGGCGACUGGUGCCCGCCGUCGUUCUCGUCGCACAAGAUCAUUGGCAUGCACUCGCUCGAUGUCGAGAAGAUGCCCAUGAACAUCACUGAUGCCGUCGAUGCGAUGCGCAAGCACCAUAUCACCGACGCUUUUUGGGCGGCUUCCCUCGAGUCGCCGACGGUGGCGCCCGAGGAGCUGCCUGAUGAGCCGCCGUACUAUGUUUUCCGGAUGGUUAAUGGGAAGAAUGUGUGGGUUAGCCAGACUGGAGUCGUCUGCGUGACGGAUGCGUGUGAGAGUGUUUUCCCGAAGCAGGGUCUUUGA
Lasiodiplodia theobromae is the source of this 1257-nucleotide messenger RNA. RefSeq lists its product as uncharacterized. The record is from RefSeq and is a predicted model, not a curated record. Bases 1 to 1257 code for a protein of 418 amino acids. NCBI's taxonomy places the organism in Eukaryota, Fungi, Ascomycota, Dothideomycetes, Botryosphaeriales, Botryosphaeriaceae. The transcript has a single exon.